AUUCUCUUCAUACCCACGACGCCCCGACAUUUGCGGCCCCAUUAUGACCAACAAAAGAUACUUGCGGGACUGAAAUACGAUGGGAAAAGGAACGGAUAAACUCUACAUUACCCACUCGGAGUGGUCCUCCAGCGAUGCCUACUCGGCCUCGGCAGGUUCCGGUGUACGCAAUAGCGACAAGAGUCGAUACGCAUCAUUCAAACGACUGCCCUACAAUUUCUGCGCCUUGAGCCUUCAACCCUUUACCACCCCAGUCUGUACGGCGACAGGAGUCAUCUUUGACCAUGAAAACAUCAUCCGAUGGCUAUUGAAGCACGACACAAACCCUACAGACGGAAAGCCAUUGAAACAGACUGAUCUCAUCAAAUUGAAUUUCGCGAAGAAUGACAGCGACGAAUAUGUCGACCCUGUCACAUACAAGGUGUUUACAGACAACACCCACAUUGUCGCAAUCCGUCAUGGCGACUCGGCCAACGUGUUUGCGUACGACACCAUCGAGAGAUUGAAUAUCAAACCCAAGGUGUGGCGGGACCUGGUAACCGAUGACGAGUUUUCUCGAAAGGAUAUCAUCACAUUGCAAGACCCGCAGAACAUCGAGGCGAGGAAUCUAAGCUCAUUUAAAUAUUUGAAAGAUGGAGAGGACUCUGGUAUACCAAAGGAAGAAGCAACUAUCAACACGGCAUCCCUGGGCAGCGCAGCAGAUCUUAAGAUUAUGAAAGCCAAAGAAGCCGUAGCCAAAGCCCGAGCUGAGAGAGCGAACAACACCAACAACAGCCAAUCUUCGAAUUCCAAAUCAUCCACAGCUGUCAGCAAGAACGCUGCUUCAUCAACCCAAACAAGAACCACCAAAGCCGUGCCUUACAAUGCGACUGGACACACUACAGGUCAGGCGGCGGCCUCAUUCACCUCGACUGGACUCACACCCAACACUUCAGGAUCGUUGGCAUUGAUGACGGAUGAAGAAUAUCUUCUCCGACGAGGGAGGGUCAAGGGGAAAGGCUACAUCCGACUGGAGACGAGUUGCGGCCCUCUCAACAUCGAACUCUACCCGGAGUACGCGCCAAAAGCGGUAUGGAAUAUGACGCGGUUGAUCCAAAAGGGCUACUACGAUGGGAUCAUCUUCCACCGCAAUAUCCGCAACUUCAUGCUCCAAGGCGGCGACCCAACAGGCACGGGAAGAGGGGGAACGAGCAUCUGGGGAAAGAAUUUCGCGGACGAAAUCGAGGGGCCGAGGAUCCACGACCGACGCGGAGUGGUAAGCAUGGCCAACAAGGGUAAAAACACAAACUCGUCACAAUUCUUCAUCACAUAUCGACCUGCGCCACAUCUGGACCGGAAACAUACCGUGUUUGGACAGGUUGAUAUGGAUGACAGCGAGUCAGUGCGGGUGCUCAAGCUAUUGGAGCAGACUGAGACAGAUAAAGACGACCGGCCCAAGCAGGAGAUUAAAAUUAUACAGGCAAAAGUCUUUAUCGAUCCAUUUGACGAGUUUUGGAAGUCCAAGAAUCAACAAGAUCAGAGAGAAAAGGAAAAAGAAGAACAGAGAAGGUUGGACAAGACCACGUGGACGGGCAAAAGAAUUAGAGAUGGCGGGCCCUCCGUUGGUGAUGCUAACGGUGCCAGUGGAGGAGUGGGUAAAUAUCUCAAUCUCCCAACAGCAUCAGGUUCGAGACGACCACAGGAUGACGAGGACGAAAUCGUCGAAUUUAUCGACGAGCCAGAAGAGCCCGUGCGGAAGAAGAACAAAGGUGCAAGCGGUGGAGGGUUUGGCAAUUUCGACGGUUGGUAAAAUAUUGAUUCAGAUUCUCUUGCAAAGGUCAUCUCAAUGCACAUUGUAUACGAGACGCAGCGACGAUCUCGGUACGGCACUACCAUUCGACCUAUAUCCAGGAGAGUCUAUCUCGGUCUACUAGGCCCGAUCGAACUCUCCGGAGUGUGAAUGGCCGAUUGUUCGAAUCAUGAUAUCUCCCAUACACAAAAACCCACCGACCUAGACGGGAGAUCAACGAAAGCCAAAGCACUGCAGACCGAACCAGCGACAAAAGUGCAAUUUCCCCUGUCGCCCGUCGCCAUCAUCCCAGACCGCAAACCGUCCAUCCAUCCAUCCAUCCAUGACUCCCAACAAACCAGUUCAGUUCGAUUCAUUCCAACAGAUUCAAUUCCGUGGUAUAGGAUCGAAGCCCACCUCCUUCAUCCGAACAAUCCACUUCUCCUUCAACUUAGCAUGAGCUUCCGCAUGACUCUUGUCGAUUGUGGAACGAAUAUACCAACUCAGGAGAAGAUUACACCUGACAACAUUCUUCUCAAUGAUAUUAAUAACCCUCCCACCGUCACCAACCUUGAUUUCCCACCUCCCAAAAAUAACCACCCCACUACCAGCAUUGGUAAACGUCUCCAUUCCAAACCUCGUCUGUCGAAUUGCCGCAUGAUAGACCAAAUUCUGCGACAUGCCGAACCCAAUAUUCAGCUUAUCGACAAUUUCAAACUGCCGAAAUCCGUUGGUGGAGAUCGUGUUGGCUUUUGGAUCUAAAUCGUCUUGUGUGAGCAUCACAUAUGGCGCGUCGAGUGCGAUAUCGAAAGUCGGUGCUAUUUCCCGAUAAUCGACGCAUUUUGGAUCGGAUUCGGGGAUUUGGUUCACGCUUUGUACUAGUGGGUUGAGGUUGAUCAUGGUUGUGGGACUGUGGAUUGAAGCGAAGAUGGCGGCGAGACCUUGUUCGAGGAUGGUGGCGGGAUCUUGUCCUUCUUGUGCGGGUGGGAGGACGAGGUCGGUGAUGUACCCGGAUCGGAUACUGGUUUGGAGGAAGGCCAUUUUAUUUUUUUUUGGCGGUGUGAUUAGUCAGAUGGGGCUGGAGGGGGAUUUGAUAGAGAGAAGGAGAGGUCUAUGAAGACGUGGUGAAGUCGUAAGAAAGCCGUUCAGAAUAAUGUCGUACAAGAUAGGGAUACUUCGAGUGAGGGUGUGGUUGGUUGGUUACAC
Molecule: messenger RNA, 2974 nt
Organism: Exophiala mesophila
Lineage: Eukaryota; Fungi; Ascomycota; Eurotiomycetes; Chaetothyriales; Herpotrichiellaceae
Exons: 3
Coding region: 80-1789 (569 amino acids)
Biological process (GO): protein polyubiquitination; protein peptidyl-prolyl isomerization
Cellular component (GO): catalytic step 2 spliceosome
Molecular function (GO): ubiquitin-ubiquitin ligase activity; peptidyl-prolyl cis-trans isomerase activity
Source: RefSeq, a predicted model, not a curated record